AUGGGCAAUUACGGGCGAUUACGGGUCCAGGCUUUGCCUAACCUCAAAUUUUUAGGUAAAACUAACACAAAAUUGUUCAUUUCUCAUUGUGACCUAAACAGCUUGAAUGAGGCAAUGUAUGCAGGGGUUCCUUUAAUUUGUAUUCCUUAUGCAGCUGAUGAAUUCUAUAAUGCAUCCCUUGUUGAGCACUUGGGAAUUGGAAUUUAUGUUCAUUUGGGUGAAGGUUUUGCAGAAGCAUUGAGAGGUGCUCUCAAAAGUAUUUUGGUUGAUAAUUUUCGGUAA
Molecule: messenger RNA, 282 nt
Organism: Meloidogyne enterolobii
Lineage: Eukaryota; Metazoa; Nematoda; Chromadorea; Rhabditida; Meloidogynidae
Source: the annotation of a GenBank genome assembly